Molecule: messenger RNA, 1559 nt
Organism: Quercus lobata
Lineage: Eukaryota; Viridiplantae; Streptophyta; Magnoliopsida; Fagales; Fagaceae
Gene: LFY
Product: floral meristem identity control protein LEAFY
Exons: 3
Coding region: 196-1350 (384 amino acids)
Biological process (GO): regulation of DNA-templated transcription
Molecular function (GO): DNA binding
Source: RefSeq, a predicted model, not a curated record
AAGUCAGGCAUAGGAGCAAAGGGGCAGUUUGGGAAACCCAAAAGAGCACUGUCCAUAUAGAAAGCAACAGCUUGCCACCUCUGCAAAACAGUUCUCAGUUCUCUCACAAAGAGACAGACAGAGAGAGAGAGAGAUAGAGAGAGUCAGAAUUUAAUAAGCUGUGGACUGUGCGAAGGUUUGUUUGAAGCUUCAUUGAUGGAUCCCGACCCCUUCACGGCGAGUUUGUUCAAGUGGGACCCGCGAGGAGUUGUCCCAGCUGCAACAAACCGGUUGCUGGAAGCGGUGGCGCCACCACAAGCAGCAGUGUACUCGGUGAGGCCAAGGGAGCUGGGAGGGCUUGAGGAGUUGUUCCAAGCUUAUGGGAUCAGAUACUACACGGCGGCAAGGAUAGCAGAGCUUGGGUUCACGGUGAAUACUCUGGUGGACAUGAAGGAUAACGAGCUGGACGACAUGAUGAACAGCCUCUCUCAGAUAUUCAGGUGGGACCUCCUCGUCGGAGAGAGGUACGGUAUUAAAGCUGCAGUUAGAGCCGAACGCAGACGCCUCGAUGAGGAGGACUCUCGCCGCCGCCACCUCCUCUCCCCCGACACCACUACCAACACCCUCGAUGCUCUCUCCCAAGAAGGGCUUUCGGAAGAGCCGGUGCAACAGGAAAAGGAAGCGAUGGGAAGCGGCGGAGGUGGGACGUGGGAGGCGGUGGCUGGGGGCGGAAGGAGGAAACAGCGGCGGAGGAAGGGUCAAAGGAAAGUGGUGGACGUUGAUCAUGAUGACAAUGAGUUGGGUGCAGAUCAUGACGAUGACAUGAAUGGUAAUGUUGGAAGUGAGAGACAGCGAGAGCACCCCUUCAUUGUGACUGAGCCCGGCGAGGUUGCACGCGGAAAGAAGAACGGCCUUGAUUACCUUUUCCAUCUCUACGAGCAGUGCCGUGAUUUCUUGAUCCAGGUCCAGAACAUUGCCAAGGAGCGCGGUGAAAAAUGCCCCACCAAGGUGACAAACCAAGUGUUCAGGUUUGCGAAAAAGGCUGGAGCGAGCUACAUUAACAAGCCUAAAAUGCGACACUACGUGCAUUGUUAUGCCCUCCACUGCCUUGACGAGGAAGCGUCCAAUGCACUGAGAAGAGGUUUCAAGGAAAGAGGGGAAAACGUUGGGGCUUGGAGACAGGCAUGCUACAAGCCUCUGGUGGCCAUAGCAGCACGCCAAGGAUGGGACAUUGACGCCAUUUUCAAUGCACAUCCCCGUCUAUCCGUUUGGUAUGUACCAACCAAACUUCGUCAACUUUGUCAUGCUGAGCGAAACCAUGCCACAGCUUCGAGCUCUGUUUCUGGUGGGGCUGACCACAUGCCCUUCUGAAAUUCAAGGCGUCAUCAGGUGCACUGACUACUAUAUGUUCUGUAAGAGAGAGGGAGAGUUCAAGGAACCCGUUCAUAUUAAAUAUUGUACGUGGGUCUCUAAAGGAAAAUUUGUAUUUCUAUGACUGUACUAAAUGAUGACAGUCUGGUCAUGUGAACUAUUCCUAUUGCUUUGUUAUGUUUGAUAUCGUAUUUUAACAUUUUAUAUUC